UUUAAGUAAUUAUAUGCAUAUAACACUAUAAAAUGGAACACCAUGAUUGUAAUCACUCACACUGCACAGUGACAAGUACAAAUAUGUCUGUAUGUCAGACAUUGUCUGAAAUGGAUUGGGAAAGAGGUCUAUGGUAUGCAGCUUUUUAUGGUGACAAAGACAGAGUUAAAUACUUGAUUGACAAAGCAAAGAAUAUUAAAGAAGCUGUAAAUGCACCAGAUAAUUCGGGUUAUACCCCACUGCACUAUGCUGCACGCACUGGUAAUAUUGACAUCUGUAAAAUAUUAUUACAAAAUGGUGCAAUUAUAAAUUCACAGACCAAAAGCGGUAUGGCCACACCCCUACACAAAGCUGCAGCAGCAGGUAAGACAGAUAUGGUGAAAUUUCUUAUUCAGUCUGGUGCCUGUGUGGAGAUGCAGGAUAUUGAUGGUCAAACAGUUCUUCACAAAGCAGUCGAGAAGAACAACAUUGACUUGGUUAAUUACUUGCUUACCACCUAUCCUAGCCUUGCUCAUAUAAAGAACAAGAAAGGUAUUUGUGCUGUCAAAUAAGGUUUGCUGCUUUUGCAAGUGAAUUGCACUAUUAUUUAUUUAAAUCACAAAUUACUAUGUACUUGUAAUUAUUUGAUGAAAUUUUAUCCUAUAUGCAAUGUCAAACAUUAUUUAUGUUUCUUUGUACUGUAAAGUUUAAAAAAUGUUAAUUUUAUACUUUAAGUAAUAUUUAAAUUGAUAUUAUCUAUGUAAAUAGUGAUAUAUAGAAUUUAUAAAAUACCUAUAGAAGAAAACUUGAGUUGCUUAUUGCAUAGAAAAAAUAAGACUAUGUUUGUUUUUAAUUAAUUAUACAUAUAGGUGAUAUGUGUAAUCAAUCUUGGCUGAUUCAACAUUAUUCAGUUAUUUAUAAUUAUUAUAGAUAUUAUAAUCUAACCAUAUCUAUUGGCGUAUUUAAGAAUAUUUUCCAGGGUGGGCUUUACCCUUUUAAACUAAGAACAUUAAGUACUGUCAAACAUUUUUGCACUUAGUUGAAAACUCCACUCGCAUCCUGGCGAAUCACCCGACGAUUCUGGAGUGGGCAUAGUCGAUCCUGCCUUCCUUAAAUAUGGUUAUGUCACAUCUUUAAUAUCCUUCGCUAAUCAACAUAAAUGAAUAUAAAAACUAAAAACAAGACUUUAUCAAAUACAUUGUUCCAACAAUAUUCUUAUUAUAAAAUUUAUUUUAUCUAUAAUUAUGGUUUUUACGUCGCCAUCUUGAUGUUACACACGUACUUUUAACUAUUCACCUUUAUUAGUAGAUAUAUAUGUUCACUUUCUCUAUUUAAUAUCCAAUCUGUUUAAUUAAAUAAAUUUAUAUAUAUAUAUAUAUAUAUAUAUAUAUAUAUAUAUAUAUAUAUAUAUAUAUAUAUAUAUAUAUAUAUAUAUACCAUACUUUACAUUUUUACAUAGAUCCAAAAAAAAUCUUAAAUCUACAAGUACACUCGUAAAAUGACUAGAUAGCCAAAUUCCUACAUAAAAAGCAUUGGCUCAUCUAUCGAAAUCUCCAAUGAGCUAGGAAACGAUUUCCAUGUAGGUACUUUCUUAUAUACUAAGUAGAUUGGAACCAAGCUUAAGUCCCACUUAAAAGCUGAAAUUCGGCCUAUAACACAUUAGGAAGACAUAAAAAUAUCUGUAUUUUAACAGUUUACGGUGUUAUUUAAAGUGCAUUUAACGCCAAUCAUCUGAUCACUCGAUAAAUAUGAUUAAAUAUUAUUUUAUAAACGUUUCUGUAACAAUCAUUUGGCACAAAUAUAUUUGUAUACCGAAUACCUAUAAUUCAAUUACCUGAUCAUGUUUUUACUAGUCUCCAUAUAUGUAUUUAUCACUCGUCUCUUAUUCAGUUUAUUCUAAAGGCAGGUUAAUUUAUUUUUAUAUCUUUCAUCAUUUUGGUCCUAGGAAUAAGCUGUGUAAAUAAGAGGCAAUGUGGUAAUAAUGUUUCGAAUAGCCAUAUCAUUUGUUAUAAAUCAUUCAUAAUGUGACGUUUAUAGUCUACGUUUUGUAGAUUAGAAUAGUUACUAGUAUAGUAUUAAGUUACCUAUGGUGUAGUUUUGAGUUGGUUUAGUGGAAACGAUCCUGAUAUAUUUUCGACUUUUUAGCCUACUAUUCCCAAUGUGAUAUUAUCUGAGACUUUUUUUUAUACCAUACAUGUGGCAAACAAAAGUACUGCUCGCUUGAUGCUAAGCGGUUACCGUAGCCUGUGGUUGUCUUCAAUAUCCACAAUGUCACUUGCGCUUUGUCGGCCGCAAGAUGAUCCUUAAGAACCACAUACUUUAAGAAAAUCUAGACCAGGAAGCUCAUUCCACAAUUGGAGUGGGUGAUCAUUUAGACUGAGAGUAAAAGCUCUUUGAUAUCAGGUGAUGCGAAUAAAAUAAAAUCUACUUAUAUAAUUUUAUAUUUUAUAGAUUAUUACCCUGUUAUACAAAAUACGUGAGCCUAAUAAAAUUUAACGACUCCAUUCCAUAUAAUAAUAUUUCAUACUGUUAUAUAUGAAUAACAAUUAUGUGUAAAUAACUUGAUCCACAUCUGUAAUUAUUUUAUAUGGGUAGUAGUAACCUUGUUAACCAAAAUGUAUUUUGUAUUUUCACUUAUAGAACACCUUUGUACUGAAUGUAUCUUUUGACGAAAUAAAAUAAUUAUUUGUAACA
Galleria mellonella (greater wax moth) is the source of this 2673-nucleotide messenger RNA. RefSeq names its product ankyrin repeat domain-containing protein 39. Gene Ontology annotation, molecular function: protein binding. The transcript has 3 exons. The record is from RefSeq and is a predicted model, not a curated record. The coding region runs from base 33 to 551 and encodes 172 amino acids. Lineage: Eukaryota; Metazoa; Arthropoda; Insecta; Lepidoptera; Pyralidae.